UUAGCAACACACUUCAAGUCUAAUUUUUUUUUUGUUUCUCUAAAAAAUAUUUAGUCUCUCUAUCUCUCUGAAAAUGAAGCUCUCUAUGCGUUUGAUCUCAGCUGUUCUCAUCAUGUUCAUGAUUUUUGUCGCCACAGGAAUGGGUCCAGUCACUGUGGAGGCACGCACUUGUGAGUCACAGAGCCAUAGGUUCAAGGGUACAUGCCUCAGCGAAACAAACUGCGCAAACGUGUGCCACAACGAAGGUUUUGACGGAGGUGAUUGCCGUGGACUCCGUCGUCGUUGCUUCUGCACCAGACAAUGCUGAACGAUCCAUCGAUUCUCAUAACUUAAAAUCUUCGAUCCAUCGUCGUGUGUGUUACUUCUUUCUCGUCUAAUCUUCCGUACGGUACCAUGGCCGUACCGUACAUGUGUGUGUGCGUGUGUUCUCGAAUAAGUCUUUGGUUCGUGUGUUUCCGAUUUUAAUGUAAUGUUAAAAAACCUAUUGGUUUUUGUUCUAGUAAUUAAAGUAUUCGAAUCUAUGUUCUAAUAACCUUUAUCUACAAGUUAAACCCAUUGUUGCAAGUAUGCUA
Messenger RNA from Camelina sativa (false flax), 572 nucleotides. RefSeq names its product defensin-like protein 2. Gene Ontology annotation, cellular component: plant-type cell wall; mitochondrion. The record is from RefSeq and is a predicted model, not a curated record. Lineage: Eukaryota; Viridiplantae; Streptophyta; Magnoliopsida; Brassicales; Brassicaceae. Gene Ontology annotation, biological process: defense response.